UUUUUUUUCAUUUUUUCUCAUUAAAAUUAUACAAAACGAAUAAUCAAUUAUCAGAAUGGUUGGUGAUUCAUUUCGUGUCAUCAGGAAUGACUUGGUUAACUUGCACAACAGCCUCCACUGCAGAAAUAUCACUGAUAAUCUCUGGAUGCUCUGCACACUAUGAAUAAUCUUCAAGCGCUGUGCCAAAGCUGGCCUCUGCCUCAACCCCACCAUAGAGUGGCUGUCCUCCACUUCAACCCCAUCAGCAGGCCAAAUGUGGGGUCUUGUCCCAGUACAUCUGGAGAGACACGUCCUGUCUGCAGCAGCAGGAGCCAAGGCUUUAAUGGAGAAUGGCUCCGCUGGGGAGAGGAAGACAGGUGCAAGGCCACUGGUGGCUGCAUCCUUCCCGUAUAUAAGAGACGGACAGAGAGAGAGGGGAGGUGUCAGCGCUACCAGGAAACCUUGAAACUGUUCAGAGAAGGAAAAACUCCACUAACAAAGGCAGAAACCCCUGAUUAAAAGAAGAGGGCAAAAAAAGGGCUGAAGCAAAGACUGAACACAGAAAUAAAAGAAGGAAAUCAGGAUGGAAGGACAGAAGAAAAGAAGAAGGAAGGAAAAAAGGAGUACAGAUACACCAGGAGAACAUGGAGGACGACUUUCGGCCGCAGGUGAAGAAGGUGGCCAUGGCCAUGGGCGCUUCACUCACAGAGCAGGACAUCGACCGAAUGCCACGGGGGAUGAGAACGCAGGGAAACUUCAACUACAACAGGUUUCUGGAGUACAUGAGGCAGUUCCAGACGUCGGAGCAAAGAGAGGAGGCCAUCAGGAAGGCCUUCACGAUGCUCGACAAAGACGGCAGCGGAUACAUAGAGUGGAACGAGAUCAAGUACAUUCUGUCCAUCGUACCGACUGCAACCCUGUCAGCUCCCCUCUCUGAUGAGGCGGCAGAGUCCUUGAUCCAGGCUGCGGACACAGAUGGAGACGGACGGAUCGACUACAGAGAGUUCUCAGACAUGGUGAAGAUGGAGAAGAAACCGAGGAAAUAGAGGUCUUGUAGUUUUACCUGCAGCUCCAGAGUGUUACUGUAGAAAGAGUGUGAGAGAUGAGAGGCCCGACAAACCAGAUCUACCUUCCCCUCUUCCUCCUCCUGUCGAUGUAGGAUGGAGGCAGUGUGAGGACUGUUGUUAUCAGUAAGGGAUUGGGUAAAGGUGUGUUAAAAACAUGGUUACUUAGUUGGCUGAACAUCUAGUGUCCAAAACAAGUAAUUAACCCUUGAUGUGAGUGUGUUUGUCUGCUAAAAUUAUGAAAUGAUCUCUUUUACUUACAGAUAAAAUGUUCUUUGUGAUAAAGAUGCAUAUUAUCUGUCAGACAGUUUUGGGUGUCUAUAAAAGAAACUAGUUAUAAUUCAGAUAUUUACAUAAUAGUUUUAUUUAAGGCACAAUGACCAACUGAUUCUAUCAUAAUUAGUUAGUUGCUUGAUUGAU
Molecule: messenger RNA, 1463 nt
Organism: Thunnus maccoyii (southern bluefin tuna)
Lineage: Eukaryota; Metazoa; Chordata; Actinopteri; Scombriformes; Scombridae
Product: parvalbumin-like EF-hand-containing protein
Exons: 6
Coding region: 624-1025 (133 amino acids)
Cellular component (GO): cytoplasm; nucleus
Molecular function (GO): calcium ion binding
Source: RefSeq, a predicted model, not a curated record